UCUGUGCGAUGUUAUUGUCGAUCAUGAAAUCGUAUCAAUAUUAUAGCAAUAUUUUUGGAGAUGGCAGCACUUCACCACCGUGAUGGUUGGAAAGCAUGGCUUGUCUGUUUUUCUGCUGUUGUGUCGAAUAUUCUUAUCUUUGGUUCUGCAUCAACUUUUGGAGUAAUUUAUCCAGUAUUAUUAGAUGACUUCAAAGAGGGAAAAGCCACAACAGCCUGGGUUGGCUCUUUGGCUGGAUUUCUUACGUUUUGUCUUUCGCCUAUUUCAGCCAAGCUCAUUUAUCGUUUCGGGCCUCGUCUGGUUGCAAUCUUUGGAGCAAUAAUUUGUGCCAUUGGUUUGUUCGUGACCUCUUUCUCGAAAACCAUCGCGUUUAUGUACUUUUCGUACGGAGUGGUUUUUGGGAUCGGAUCAUCAAUGACCUACAAUUCAAACUUUGAUAUUGUCCAAAAAUAUUUCAAAAGGAAAACUUCAUUGGCACUUGGCAUUAUGACCGCUGGUGCCGGAGCAUCGUUCUGCAUGGGUUUCAUCUUCGAAAUUUUGAUUACCCAUGUGGGAUGGAGAAAUAUGUAUAAAUGUACUAGUGCUAUGGCUCUUGCUGUCUGUGUCUCUUCUCUCUCUUACAGUCCACAAGURGAAAAAGACUAUGAACCAAAGCUACCAAGAGAAACAAGAAUUGCACAAAACGGUGUAAAGCAUACUUCUUUGUUUAAGAAUUACCCAUACAUAAUCUGCUGUAUUUUGUCUUUUUUCUAUGUACUUGGAGUUAACAUUCCACUAGUCCAUUUGGGUCGUUAUGCACUGGAUUCUGGUCUUACUCUAUCUCAAGUCGGUCAUUUGUACAUCACAUACGGUGUCUCUACUGUAAUUGGUCGCAUUGUGAGUGGCAAGUUGUGUGACUUGAAGUGCAUCAACCUGAUUUAUUUGAAUUCAUUUGUCAUCGUUACCGUAGCAACAGCUAUAAUGUUCAUUCAAUAUGCUAAAGAUCCUGUUGGCCUUAAUAUGUACUGUUGUGUACAUGGAACGUUUGAUGGAAUGCAGGUGACCGCGACCUCAGUCAUGAUUACACGCUACACGAAUGUGCUAAAUAGGACUCGGGGAUAUGGAUGGUUUAAUCAGAUCAUAUCUUGGGGGUUCCUCUUGGCACCACCCUUAGGAGGUUUUAUAGCAGAUCAAACGGGUUCGUAUAUCCCUGCCUUCUACGUGGCUGGAUCAAUCGCCUUUAUCGGUGGUGCCAUGGAAAUGACCUUAAAAUGCUUCAAUACAGUCGACAUUGGGACAGUGCCCCCGAUGGAAGUGUUACUAGAGACGAUAGACGAUACAAACCAUGAGACAGUGGUCCAAAAAAUAACAGUUUUAUAAGAAUAUGUACGCGUUUACUCGAAGACAAUCUUAAUUAAAGUAAUGAUGGACGGAGA
This is a messenger RNA of Actinia tenebrosa (Australian red waratah sea anemone), 1415 nucleotides long. Its product is annotated as monocarboxylate transporter 13. Gene Ontology annotation, molecular function: transmembrane transporter activity. NCBI's taxonomy places the organism in Eukaryota, Metazoa, Cnidaria, Anthozoa, Actiniaria, Actiniidae. Gene Ontology annotation, biological process: transmembrane transport. The record is from RefSeq and is a predicted model, not a curated record.